Molecule: messenger RNA, 2512 nt
Organism: Helicoverpa zea (corn earworm)
Lineage: Eukaryota; Metazoa; Arthropoda; Insecta; Lepidoptera; Noctuidae
Product: venom dipeptidyl peptidase 4-like
Exons: 13
Coding region: 135-2366 (743 amino acids)
Biological process (GO): proteolysis
Molecular function (GO): serine-type peptidase activity; dipeptidyl-peptidase activity
Source: RefSeq, a predicted model, not a curated record
GGUAACCGCGCGCGACCGCGUCAACUCGUGCGCAACACAGUGCCAUGUGAGUGAUGACCACUGAUUGGACCAUUAACAUUCAUUGAGGAGGUCUCGACCUCGUAUCCUGCGGUACUUGCGUGUACGCGUGUGAAAUGUCGCUGAAAACGAUCAUCAGUUUGGUCCUGGCGCUGCUUAGCAGGCACACGGAGUCGUCCCCGUACUUAACUGGUGGAUUGAGGACCUUUUCCCUUGAGGAGGUGGUACCAUUGACCAUCGGGCUCUUCCCUGAACAACUGUCCAUACAAUGGAUCUCAGAUACAGAAUACAUUUACAAGGAGCCAGGCCUUGGAGUUUGGAAAUUCGAUGUGACAAAAGAGAUCUACACUCCGAUACUAGAUGAUAAUGACUUGACAAGAAUUCGCAACUUCACGAUGGGAAUGUUUUCCCAAGAUCUGCAUUAUUUGCUGCUUACGACAAACAAACAGAAAAAAUACAGGCACUCGAGCACCGCCGAGUACUGGGUGUAUGACCUUGAGACCAAGUCAAUCAUAAGACUUGGCAAGAACGCCCUGGAUGUAGUCAUCUGGGGUACCGGACGUUCCCUAGCGUACGUGAGGGAGAACAAUGUAUACUACGUCCGUGACGUGGACUCUGACACGGCAGUGGCUCUCACCAGGGACGGGAUACCUGGAGAGAUAUACAAUGGUGUCACUGACUGGCUUUAUGAAGAGGAGAUGUUCAAUGCAGCAGAAGCCAUGUGGUUCUCUCCUAAAGGCAGCUACUUGGCCGUAGCGUCCUUUAACGACAGUGAGGUGGAGACGGCGACGUAUCCUUACUAUGGAGAACCUUUCGCAAUCAGCAAUCAGUACCCUGAAAUAAUACACUUCAAGUAUCCAAAGGCAGGUCGAAAAAAUCCUUUAGUAUCAUUACGAGUCUUCAAAUUGGACGAUCCUCGAGGAGAACCAUGGAACAUUCCAGCACCGGUCGACAUUGUUGGCUUAGACCACUACCUGGGCAGAGUUAGCUGGGCCUCCGAACAAAAUCUCGUAGUCUUAUGGCUUAACAGACGACAAAACGUCAGCGUACUAGUCAACUGUGAUUUAGAAAAAGACAAAUGCAGUAUCGUGAAAGAGCACUCGGAACCAAAUGGCUGGAUCGAUGUUAGAACUCCAUUCUUCGAUAGCACAGGAAACAAGAUGUUGGAGAUACAAAACUUGUACAAUGGUGACCAGAGGUUCCCACACGCUGGUCGGUUUAACUUCCUAUCUCUGACUACUGAGGACUUGAGCCCUGGGAACGCUACGGUGACGGAGAUCUUGGGAUGGAAGCAGGAUACGGAUACGGUGUACUAUGUUGUGUCUCCGGGCAACUCGCCGUGGUUGAGACAGAUGUGGGCGACGUCGGGGGGUGUCGUACGGUGUGUGUCAUGCCGGGAGCCGUCGUGUCACCACGUGUCCGCAUCCUUCUCGCCGGGAGCCGGCUAUGCUAUCGUUACCUGCAGCUCUUCUUACAACCCACCGAAGAUUUUCUUGUAUAAUAGUGCGGCAGACAGCUUCAAACUGAUCAAAGACAAUUUAAGACUGAAAGAAAAACUUAGGCAAUAUAAGUUGCCGAUGAUACUGUUUAACGUAGUGUACGCAGGCGAGAAUCCUCUGGGACACGUGAAACUUCUGUUGCCGCCUAACAUGAAGACUGGGGAGAAAUACCCCAUGAUCGUCAGGGUGUAUGCAGGCCCUGGGACCAGCAGAGUUAAGGACAGUUUCGAUUUGGAAUACUACAAUACGUACUUAUCGACGAACAGAAGCUGCAUCGUGGCGUCCAUCGACGUGCGAGGGUCAGGAGUGCUGGGGGUCGAAGCCAUGCACGCCAUCAACAACGCCUUUGGAACUGUCGAGGUUACUGACACCUUGGCUACGAUCAGGAGUCUUCUCAACGUGUACUCGUUCAUCGACCCCGAGCGGGUGGGCGUGUGGGGCUGGAGCUACGGCGGCUUCGUGUCCACCAUGAUGCUCAUACAGGACGACAUGAACACCCUCAGCUGUGCCGCUGCUGUCGCGCCUGUCACCUCUUGGUUGUAUUAUGACACAAUGUACACAGAGCGCUACAUGGACACGCCACAGGCCAACCCGGAGGGGUACGAUCGCGCUGACGUCAUCCGCCACGCCGAGCGCCUGCGCGGGAGACGAUACCUCCUCGUGCACGGCACUGAUGACGACAAUGUGCAUUAUCAGCACAGCAUGCUGCUUGCUAAACAGCUGCAGCAUAAUGAUAUCGAGUUUGAGCAGAUGAGCUACGCGGACGAAAAGCACUCACUACUGGGCGUUAGUCGACAUUUCUAUCACAUGCUGGAUCAUUUCUGGACUAAAUGUUUUAAGUGCGAGUGAAUGUGUCCCAACGUCACUCAGUGCUGUGCUCGUCCUACUGUGAUCUCGACUCACGAAGAAAAUUCUGUCUAACUUGUAUAUAGUCACGACCUAUUUCGAUUUAAGCAUAAUUUUAAUUGUAAUUUAUAAAGAUACGCUUAAAACAA